Molecule: messenger RNA, 799 nt
Organism: Lampris incognitus (smalleye Pacific opah)
Lineage: Eukaryota; Metazoa; Chordata; Actinopteri; Lampriformes; Lampridae
Product: dual specificity protein phosphatase 13-like
Exons: 5
Coding region: 128-691 (187 amino acids)
Biological process (GO): protein dephosphorylation; negative regulation of MAPK cascade
Cellular component (GO): cytoplasm
Molecular function (GO): MAP kinase phosphatase activity; protein tyrosine/serine/threonine phosphatase activity
Source: RefSeq, a predicted model, not a curated record
CCUUGUCAAGCUUCGUCUCAAUUCAAGAUCCAGAUAAGCCGCAACUGCAAAAGGGGAAGCUGUUAUUCAUAACGCCAGCAAGAAAAGGCCUGGAGGAGGUUGUAAAGCGGGGUGAAGCGAUCCAGUAAUGUCCAGACACGUCGGCUGCUUGGCCAGCCACGGGGGGGCCGAGGGCAGAUACGAGACACCCCCAGCUUCAGAGCUCCAGAGACUGUUGUGGACGAAGAAAGGCACAAACGGACAUCUAGACGAGGUCCAUCCCAGGAUUUACAUAGGAGACAUGUAUGCCGCCAAAGACAAGAGGACACUCCAGGCUCAUCACAUCACCCAUGUGCUGAACGCCGCCGAUGGGAAGUUCAACGUGAACACCGGCGCCAGCUUCUACCGAGACAAAAACAUCACAUAUCAUGGAGUGGAGGCUUUUGACAUGCCAACCUUUGACAUGAGUCCUUUCUUUCAUCCGGCAGCCAAUUUCAUCAAGAACGCUUUGAGUUCGCCCGCAGGUAAAGUGUUGGUCCACUGCGCGAUGGGCCUGAGCCGCUCGUCCACCUUGGUCCUGGCUUACCUGAUGAUCCAUGAAGACAUGACCCUGGUGGAGGCUAUGAGAGCAGUCAGCGCCAACAGGAACAUCUGCCCGAAUGCCGGCUUCCUGGAGCAGCUCCGAGGUCUGGACAGAAAACUGCACUGCUAGGAAAAAACGACAGUGACCUUGAGCAUCAAUACUACAUGGACUGGAGACACUUAGGGAAAAAAAAUAUCAAGGAAUCCAUUACUUUUUUUUUUACCCACCUUUCUGUAA